Molecule: messenger RNA, 1576 nt
Organism: Amphimedon queenslandica
Lineage: Eukaryota; Metazoa; Porifera; Demospongiae; Haplosclerida; Niphatidae
Product: dual specificity mitogen-activated protein kinase kinase 7-like
Exons: 10
Coding region: 371-1438 (355 amino acids)
Biological process (GO): protein phosphorylation
Molecular function (GO): ATP binding; protein kinase activity
Source: RefSeq, a predicted model, not a curated record
GCUUUGAUGUCAAAAUGGCUGACUUAAGGUUACCGGUAAGAUCCCAGAGCCAGGACGUCCCCUCUUCGACUUGUCCCCCUUCCACCCGCCAGAGGUGAACCACCAAUACACCUUCUCUAGUUGUUUGUUUCGAUAUGACGUCACAAAGUCUUGUUCUACUUUUAAAACCGGAGGGAAUUUGUCUCUGACUCAGAGAGUAUAUAUCUGUGUUGUUUUGGAUGAGUCAUUUGAAUGCUAUUGUCCUAGGCCCUGUAUUUAAAUAGAGGGAGUUGGAUAGCAUAGUUUUAGUUCUGAAAGAGAGAGAGAGAGCUAUAUACUACUUAUUGAGAGCCUUUCCUACUCAUCAGCUUUAUAAUCAUAUUGUAUUGGUAUGGCAAAAGUUGCUGUAAGGAGACCAACAGAUUCACUAUUCAAUAAUACAAGACCACGGAAACCUGGCCCUAGAUUACAGCGACAUGUACAUUCUCAACCAGCCAGGGUCACAGAGUCAGAGCAAGAGGAAAGGGAACUGAAAGUGAAAGCAAGAAUGGGAACACUAGUAUUACCAGGUGGACAGACCUAUCCAUUCUCUAUGGAAGACAUGUUAGAUGUUAAAAGAGUUGGCAGUGGCAUUUCCGGCGAAGUAUAUCGCAUGGUCCAUAAUCCUUCUAGCAUUGCUAUUGCUGCUAAAAAGAUGCUAUGGCAGCACGAUACUUGGGAGGAGCAAAGAAGAGUGCUGAUGGAUCUUGAAGUAAUGAACUCGCAGCAUUCGCCUUUCAUCGUGGAGUAUUACGGAUCAGCGAUUGUCAAGAACGAGGUUUGGGUAUUUAUGGAGCUGAUGGCUACUUGUCUUGACCGCCUACUCAAAAGAUUAAAAGGACCAAUACCUGAACGAAUAAUAGGAAAAAUGUGUGUUUCUAUUGUAAAGGCUCUGGAUUAUCUAAAGAGAGCUCAUAAAGUUAUUCACAGAGACGUGAAGCCGUCAAACAUACUAAUAGAUGUGAAUGGGAACGUGAAAUUGUGUGAUUUUGGAAUCAGUGGAAGACUAGUGGAUUCUAAGGCGUUUACUAGAGGAGCAGGGGCAGCUGCUUAUAUGGCACCCGAGAGGAUAAACAUGUCUCAUGAUUCAAAAGGUUAUGAUGUUCGAGCCGACGUUUGGAGUCUCGGCAUAUCCCUGGUCGAGAUGGCAACAGGCUCCGCCCCUUACAAGUUUAACGAGUUCUCGAGCGAGUUUGACCUCUUGACGCACAUCGUCCAGGCUCCUCCCCCUCUACUCGACGAAGACAAGUUCUCGCCUAACUUUUAUGACUUUGUGGCACAAUGCCUUUGUAAGGAUGUUGAUGAAAGGCCUCAGUAUGAUAAGUUGUUGCUCCACCCUCUCAUUAAAGAGUACGAGGAGAAGCCAGUGGAUGUUGGUGAAUGGUUUUCGGAGAUGUGCUCUACACAUGGGAUCCCUUAAUUGGAUGGGGCGUGGUCGGGGGCGGGGUAACAGUAAUCUUUUCAGCAGUAAUAAAAAGAUGUAGUUGACUUAAUUUUUAGCACCUUUUAUUUUCAGAGAUAUUAUUUUUUGUAUAAUAAUUAUAUUUUAUUUUAAUAG